ACUGAGAGCCUGUUCGGUUUGGUUGCUAACACUGCUUUUUUCUCGCAUGCGUGAAGAAGAAAACCAUGCAGCAGAAAGAUCCACAGCACUGCGCGAACUGUAAAGCACCUGAAAAGUUGGAUGCAGAGGAACACUCUGAUUCGGCCGUUUCUAACGAUGUAGCCUCGUCUCACGCUCGCUAGAGCCAAACUGCACCGCGCUGAUGCGAGGGAGAGAUGGCGGGAGCCCACACGCAUCAGGGAUAAUACGGUGGGAGAAAUUCAGUCACCUCCCUCCCCUACCCCCUCUAUUUACACCAUCCCAUCUCACUGCCCUAAGGCACGCCACCAUGUUCCCCCUUUCGAGCUCUGCGUCCAUAGCUGUUCUACGGCGACCAAGGUCUACAACCAUCCGAGGCUGGAGAGCAAGGUGGGUUCAUGUAUGCAUGCUGAAGAAGAUGGAGGGGCUGCGUCGGGUGGAGAAGACAUCAGCUAUGACGAUGGACGAUGAUGCAUACUAUGCCGGUACCAAGACUCGCCAUAGAGAGGCGGAGCUCCUCAACAAGCCCAUGGAGAAUUAUGCUCGGAUGAAGAGGAUCUACACCAACUGUGUUCUAGCUGCUCCGCUCACUCAUGCCAUGGUCCACCGUGCUCUGAGCCACCUCAUGGAUCACCAGGCACAUGCAACUAGGUAUCUUGCGAUGACCACUGAUGGCAAGAUGGCCUGGUUCAAUGCCUUCCUGACGAAGUAUUACCUGUGAGGAGCCACACCAUUGGAUGCUUGUUGUCUUGGUUGUUCGGAUGUUGAUGAUGAACACCGCAUCCAUGAUGUAUAUUUUGGGAGUAGUUAGGGUUGGUCUGCACUGAUGGCAAACAUGUAUAUUUUGUGAGGUGGUAUUUACGUAACCCCUCGGUUGAUGAACUUAUGUUGCAUCACGAGCUGCUGCUCCUGCCCUCGUGGUGCAACUCCACUGCUAAAACUAAUAUCUGUAUGCUAGCAUUUCUGAUUAUGUGAUC
This is a messenger RNA of Lolium perenne, 995 nucleotides long. NCBI's taxonomy places the organism in Eukaryota, Viridiplantae, Streptophyta, Magnoliopsida, Poales, Poaceae. The record is from RefSeq and is a predicted model, not a curated record.